GAGAGAAAAUAAAUAAUAGGAAGCCCAUCCAAAAACUCAAACCCAAACCCAAAGGAAGAAGAGAGAGGCCAUCGGAGUCAACAAUCGUAACCCUAGCGAGUUCUGAAGGCCUUAAUGGGGAAGAAGAAGAAGAGGGUUGCGUCCAAGGUGUGGUGCUACUACUGCGAUAGAGAGUUCGACGACGAGAAGAUAUUGGUUCAGCACCAGAAGGCGAAGCACUUCAAGUGCCAUGUCUGCCAUAAGAAGCUCUCUACUGCCAGUGGUAUGGCAAUUCACGUCCUCCAGGUCCAUAAGGAGAGCGUCACCAAGGUUCCCAAUGCAAAAUCGGGGAGAGAAUCAACAGAAAUUGAAAUCUAUGGGAUGCAAGGAAUUCCCGAUGACAUCUUGGCUGCACAUUAUGGCGAAGAAGAUGAGGAUGCUCCAUCAAAAGUGGCGAAAGGGGAUAUUUUAUCAACACCGUUGGGUCCAAUGGUGCCUGGAUCUAUGAGCAUUGCAUAUCCUCCUCAACCUGCUUUAGGGGCAAUGCCACCAAUGUACAACUCUUCAGUGCCAGUGCCUCCUAAUGCUUGGCCUAUUCCUCGUCUCCAGCAUUGGUAUCCACAUUCUACAGCGGUUUCAAUUCCUCAGUCUGCUCCAUUGGGGGGGUAUGCUCAGCAACCAUUGUUUCCAGUACAGAAUGUGAGGCCUCCUAUGCCGUCAUCUGUACCACCUGCACUCCAGCCCGUGCAGAUGAAUCCUGGACUGCCCACAUCAGCUCCUCCUAUUCCUGUAUCACAGCCCUUAUUUCCUGUUGGUGGUAAUAACAAUGUACCUACUCAAAAUGUGGCAUUUUCUACUUCAGUGCUUUCAACUAGCAUCCCUCCGAGUUCAACAGUAGAUGAUAGAGCCUCAUUAGAUGCCCAUUCAGGUGUUCAGUUGAUCAAUUCACACUCAUAUGCCUCGGGUCCAAAUACUGGUGGUCCUUCAAUUGGACCUCCUCCCGUCAUUACAAAUAAAACCCCUGCGACCCAGCCAGCCACUAAUGAGGUCUAUUUGGUUUGGGAUGAUGAAGCUAUGUCUAUGGAGGAAAGAAGAAUGUCUUUAAGCCAGUAUCAGGUGCAUGAUGAAACUAGCCAGAUGAGCUCAAUUGAUGCAGCCAUUGAUAGAAGGAUAUCAGAAAGCAGGCUUGCAGGUAGAAUGGCAUUUUAGAUCAGUGAGGCUUCAAUUGAUGCAUACGUUUGGCAUUUUUGGGGACUCGUGGGUUCGACCAUUACAUUAUCAAAGUUCAUUAAAGAGCAAGCCAGGUGACUGCCACUAAGCCUAAAAUUAAGCAAGUCAUACAUUCCUGCUGUACUUUUUUGGCAAGAGUGAAUUGGAGGGCGGCUAACUUAUUUAAUUCAAAAUUUAUGUAUUACUUCGACCUUUUAACUUUGUAGGUUAUGUAGUCCAUUUUCUUGGUUUCAUCCAUCAAGAUUACAUUUGGGUUAGGCUUUUCAAUCUCAUAAAUUCAAAUUUUAUGCAAUUUUUCAUUGAUAUAAAUAUAUAUUAACCAAA
This is a messenger RNA of Humulus lupulus (European hop), 1533 nucleotides long. Its product is annotated as protein SUPPRESSOR OF FRI 4. The coding region runs from base 115 to 1188 and encodes 357 amino acids. Lineage: Eukaryota; Viridiplantae; Streptophyta; Magnoliopsida; Rosales; Cannabaceae. Gene Ontology annotation, molecular function: DNA binding. The record is from RefSeq and is a predicted model, not a curated record. Gene Ontology annotation, cellular component: nucleus. The transcript is spliced from 7 exons.